GCGCGCAGACGUCAGUGGCUCGCGACAGAACAAAGCGGGAGCAGAGGCGGCGGAGGAGGUUUAUUGACAGUAAACAAUCGCGAAAUGCCCCGAAUUUGAGAAGGGUGGGCAGUGUGAACACAAUGGCCACUCAGCGAGUUCUCCCACAGAGCAAAGAGACUCUUCUUCAGAGUUACAACAAGAGAUUAAAAGACGACAUAAGGUCCAUCUUGGACAACUUCACGGAAAUUAUUAAAACUGCGAAGGUAGAGGAUGAAACCCAGGUUUCCAGGGCAACCCAGGCAGAGCAGGACCACUAUGAAAUGCAUGUCAGAGCCGCCAACAUUGUGCGAGCUGGUGAGUCACUGAUGAAGCUGGUAUCUGACCUGAAGCAGUUCCUGAUUCUGAACGAUUUCCCAUCUGUAAACGAGGCCAUUAGCCUGCGCAACCAGCAGCUGCGUGCACUGCAGGAAGAAUGCGACAAGAAGCUCAUCUCCUUGCGGGAUGAGAUUGCCGUAGACCUGUACGAGCUCGAAGAAGACUAUUACUCCUCCAGGUACAAAUAGUGCCCCAGAGAGCCUGCACACCUGUAGCUGAGUUUCAUAAUGUUCAAUAUAUGUACAAUCGCAUGCACAGUACACACCUUUGUGCCUAAAGAAGAGCACUUACCCAUGAAUGUUCUGCAGAAAAGCACCUGCAGACAAUCUGUGAUCAUCACAUUUACCCUGUGUUGCAUUAAACACGCACAUGCCUUAGUGCCUUGGAUAUGAAUAGUUAAUUUUAUUAAGACUGUAAUGAAUUGUUGUAUCUGAAAUUUGAAUAUUUAAUAUAGGGCUCAAAUAUUACAUCAAGCUUUAAAAUAAAAUGUAAAUUGAUUAUACUUCUUUACUAAUUAUGUAAUUGUUUUUUCAUAAGAAAAGAGAUAUAGUUUAAUGUUCUGAAAUCUGGAAGAAGAAGAAUAUAAAAAAGAAAUAGUGUACCACAUGCCUUAUUUAAAAUAAGUUUCUUAUGUUUUGUAUUGAGAUUUAAAUAUUAAGAAUAUUUUAGUUAAUUCUAAGUUUAUCAAAUUAAACUUUAUCUGACAUGCCUACAACUUCCUGUCAUUUACCAAAGGCUAUAUUUUAACAGGUUGUGGAAUAAUAUUAUAUAUUUUAACUAUAAAUACAUUGUUUCAAAAGAAAAAAAAUGACCAUAGCAGCACUAAACCUUUUUUUUUAUUAUUAUUAUUGUUAAGUGGACACAAAUAUCAGACAUGCAAUCUUAGAAUACAGUUGCCAUCAACCUGCAGGCAUAUGAUGGUAAAUAAAAGUAAUCAUAACAAAAGUAAUAAAAUAUAUUAUAUUAUAUUAUUAUAUAAUAUAUAAUAAUAUAUAAUAUAAAUAUAUUAUUAUAUAUGUUUUAUUAGUACAUUGAAUUAUUUUUCAAUUUUGUACAUUUCCAUAUUUUUUAGUUUUCCACCUGGACUAGACUAAAGAAAACAGAGAAACAUAUUUCUGGAACUUUUGACUGGUCACACAUCUAUUAGAAAUCCUUACAAAAAGUUGAAGUAGGUUGUGUUUUUCUGUUUUUCCUUUUGUGAUUUAAAGUUGAGUAAGAUUUUAUGAGAAAAUUGUGGCAGCAAAAUGUCCCAUUUUAAAUGUGUGCUCAGUAACUGUCCAGUGGAAACAAUGUAAGAGUUUUGAUUAGUUUUUAAGAACAGGAAUAUAUAUACAUUGAAAUCUUGUAUGGCAACUCACAAAUGUGACAGGGAUCAUUCUUAAUGAUAAAAAAAUAUAGAAACAGACAAUCUGCAGGGUCAUAAUGAUUCAAUGCUGUGUUGAAAUUUUUGGUUGUUAUAUAAAGUGUAGAUGGACUGGAAUGUAAAGGUGUUUAUGUAGGUUUGUAACUGUGAAAUGUGUAAGUUUAUGUCAAAGCGCAUAUUUAAUAAUCAGUUGUGUCCUUAAACAUAACAACAAAAAAUCUUUAACAACAGGUUUGUUCAAAAUAUUGAGUUCUAUUAGAAUCCACUUUUUUAAUGUCUGUACGGUUUUAAAGAGAUUAGUUAUUUAAAAUUUUAUAGAUUGUGCAGUUUAAUAAAAUUAGCUUGAUCUUGCACUGGUAAUGUCCACAAUGUAUCCUUGCUUUUUUUUUUUUUUUUUUUUUUUUAAAGCAGAGAUUUUUUUUUUUUUUGCUUUUUGAACCAGAAACUGAGAAGCUCAGUGGUAGCUGUGAGUCAAUCCACUACUGUUCAAAAAUGUGUUUAAUGUUUCCUAUUUUUCCCCGUUCCAAUUGGUCAUGUUAAACUUUACAAAUAAAGCAGAAAGAAAAGAGACAA
Molecule: messenger RNA, 2293 nt
Organism: Astyanax mexicanus (Mexican tetra)
Lineage: Eukaryota; Metazoa; Chordata; Actinopteri; Characiformes; Acestrorhamphidae
Gene: med22
Product: mediator complex subunit 22
Exons: 4
Coding region: 123-545 (140 amino acids)
Biological process (GO): regulation of transcription by RNA polymerase II
Cellular component (GO): mediator complex
Molecular function (GO): transcription coregulator activity
Source: RefSeq, a predicted model, not a curated record